Messenger RNA from Anopheles darlingi, 660 nucleotides. RefSeq names its product glutathione S-transferase 1-like. The transcript has a single exon. Gene Ontology annotation, molecular function: glutathione transferase activity. The record is from RefSeq and is a predicted model, not a curated record. NCBI's taxonomy places the organism in Eukaryota, Metazoa, Arthropoda, Insecta, Diptera, Culicidae. Gene Ontology annotation, biological process: glutathione metabolic process. The coding region runs from base 1 to 660 and encodes 219 amino acids.
AUGGUUAUGGAUCUGUACUAUAACAUUCUGUCGCCGCCAUCGCGUGCCACGCUGCUGCUCGGUGAAGCACUGCAGCUCAAGUUCAAUCUCAUCAGCCUCGAUGUGCAUCGGAAGGAUUACGUGAACGCGGAGUUUAAGAAGAUCAACCCACAGCACACGGUUCCUACGCUGGUGGUCGACGGUGUGGCCAUCUGUGAACCGGGUGCCAUCUUGAUCUAUCUGGCGGAGCGAUUCGCCGCAGCCUCGAGUGGUCUUUAUCCAAUCGCCGAUCCGUUGCGCAGAGCCAUUGUUAAUCAGCGGCUCCUGUUCGAAUGUGGUACGUUGUAUAAGUGCAUCUUCGUCUACUACACGCCGGUCGUGCUGGAGCGUGCUUGUCCGGUGGAAGCUGAUCGUCAGAAGCUAGAGGAAGCCGUGGGGGUUUUGGAUGGGUUUUUACGGGACAGUGCAUUUGUGGCUGGAGAUGUUCUAACGAUCGCUGACUAUUCGCUCGUCUGUACGGUAUCGAUGCUGGUGGUGUUAAAGUUUGAUCUCGUGCCGUACGAACAGCUGCGGCGCUGGUACGAACGAUGCAAAGGUGUGAUCAGUGGGUACAACGAGCUGACUCAGCGUGCUAUCUCCAUGUUUCAGACCUGGAUGGAAGAGGAAUCCACUAACCGAUAG